Salmo salar (Atlantic salmon) is the source of this 2306-nucleotide messenger RNA. RefSeq names its product transcription factor AP-2-epsilon. The record is from RefSeq and is a predicted model, not a curated record. Gene Ontology annotation, biological process: regulation of cell population proliferation; anatomical structure development; regulation of transcription by RNA polymerase II. Gene Ontology annotation, molecular function: DNA-binding transcription factor activity, RNA polymerase II-specific; RNA polymerase II transcription regulatory region sequence-specific DNA binding. Gene Ontology annotation, cellular component: nucleus. Lineage: Eukaryota; Metazoa; Chordata; Actinopteri; Salmoniformes; Salmonidae.
AGGACACUUUCUGACAGCGUGUUGCAGAAGCAUCCUUAAACCGCACGUGCUUGAGGGUUGACCCGUUGAGACAUUUCUAAAAGCAAGAAGGGGGAAAAAAGAAAGCUUGAGCUACUUCCUGCAUGGAUCUUGUAGACAGAUGAAAGUAGCUUGGAUUAUAACUAUUUGGUGACGUAGCUAAGACAUUGACGACAUCCAUAUCCUAGACUGUGAAUUGUGGUAACCAGAAGAGAUGUUAGUCCACACAUAUUCGGCUAUGGACCGCGCCGACGGACUGACCGGCUCCUCGCCGAGUGGGCGACUGUCGCAACUCUCCUCGCUGAACCAGGCAGCUUACUCCUCGGCUCCCCCGCUCUGCCACACACCGGCCUCUGACUUCCAACCUCCGUACUUCCCCCCUCCAUACCCACAGUCUUCGCUCUCAUACUCCCAGAGCCAGGACUCUGCAUACUCUCACUUAUCGGACCCCUACAACUCCAUCAACUCCAUACAUCAGCAUCAGCAAGCGGCAUGGCACUCGCAGAGAUCGCGGUCGGACGAGGCGGGGCUAUUGUCACAGUCACACCGGGCUUUAAGCCUCGACCCCCGUCGGGAGUACCCCGGUGUACCCCGGCUUCUCCACGGACUCGGGGAGGGUGCCGCAGCUCUAGGAGACGGUCCUCUUGGAAUGCAUAUUGGACAUCACGGACUGGAGGACAUGCAGGUGGGUUUAUUUGGAAUGGAGGAGGGAUCAGCCUUGGGCAUCCUGGACCACUCCGUCAUUAAGAAAGUUCCCAUCCCCUCCAAGCUGAACGGCUCGUCCCUGUCUGCUCUCCACCUCAGUAAGGAUGGUCUAGGGAUUGGUUCCGUGUCCAACCCAGGGGAGGUGUUCUGCUCCGUCCCCGGCCGCCUCUCCCUCCUCAGCUCCACCUCCAAGUACAAGGUCACCGUGGGGGAGGUGCAGCGACGGCUGGCCCCGCCCGAGUGCCUGAACGCUUCCCUGUUGGGCGGAGUCCUGCGCAGGGCAAAGUCAAAGAAUGGUGGGCGCUGUCUGAGAGAGCGUCUGGAAAAGAUCGGGCUUAAUCUCCCCGCCGGGCGACGCAAGGCCGCCAACGUCACCCUCCUAACAGCUCUAGUCGAGGGUGAGGCGGUCCACCUGGCCCGUGACUUUGGGUACGUGUGCGAGACGGAGUUCCCUGCCAGAGCGACAGCAGAGUAUCUGUGUAGGCAGAGUGACCCCGAGCAGCUUCCCACACGACGCAGUAUGCUGCUGGCCACCAAGGAUAUCUGCAAGGAGUUCGUGGACCUGAUGUCCCAGGACCGCUCUCCUCUGGGGGCGAGUCGUCCCAACCCCUGUCUGGAGCACGGGGUCCAGAGCAAUCUCACCCACUUCAGCCUGCUCACCCACGGCUUCGGUACCCCCGCUAUCUGCGCCGCCCUCUCCGCCUUCCAGAGCUACCUGGUGGAGGCCAUCAAAAUGCUGGACAAGGACCAGGGGGGUGGCAAGGGCCACCACGAGAAGGAGAUGAAGCACCGCAAAUAGUUAAACCACGUCUUUGGAGGAGAAUGGAGAUUGGAGGUUGACGGACGGACGGAUUUCUCGAUUCCAUCUUCUCGUAGCCUCCUAUAUGAAGACAAUGACUGAGGUUUCUUUCUGAAAUUCCUGCUAUGGCCCGAUCCCUCACAGGAAAGGGCGUGGUAAUGUUUGUACUGUAUAUGUGUCGGCCACCUCACUCAAAGACGCAUGGACUUUUUCUUCUGGGCUGCUGGUUUUCUAGGCAGUGUCCAUUUCUAACUGCCAAUGACAUUUUCUGGAUGAGUUCUGGUUUUCUGUCCCUGUCUGACUGUCAAGAUGAUACCCCGACCUGCAUUCGUAGGAUCCCCCUCUACUUCCCAAAGAGAUACAACUAUUUAUCUCUAUGCUACUUCCCUUCAAGGUCUGUUUGACUGUCUGGACUUGGACCCGCUUUGACAACAUCUCGUCACAAGAGAUGAGCCAUAUCCAUUACAACCAACUUUCUCAGUUUUGCUUGUUCCUCAUCUGGACAUUGGAUACCGUCCAACUCCACCCCAUAGGAUGGGCAGUUUGUGUACUACGAUUCUAUGUGGGUGCUGCUGGGUAUUUUUGGGGGUGGGCAUGGGGGCGUGGUGUCAGAGGCAGCUAUGGUUUGUUUUUUUGUUGAAGGGGAGGGUAGGUGUGGGUAAAUUAAGAAAAAAAACGAAUCAUUUUGUACUUACUGUGUAUGUUUAUUAUUAAUGUUAUUACUGUUAUAAUUAUUGUAUUACGGCAUAAAUGUAAUAUAUUAUUAAAGAAUAACUGAUGCGGA